CCACCUAUCUUCCUACCUACCUACUCAUUCAGAAAAGCUUUUUUAUUUAUUUAUAUUCCACCUUUUAUUAUUUUUAUAAACAACUCAAGGCAGCGAAAAUAUCGAAUAGGCUUCCUAUUUUCCUCACAACAACCCUGUGAGGCAUUUGACAUGGCUUCAGAGCUGCAUAAACAAGUCCCUGUCAGAGAUGAGAUGACUCGGUGUAAAAGGAGACGUGUGGUUCUACAUAGUCCUCUGGGAAAAAUUGAGAUAUUUGGAUGUGAAACAGGAGUACAUGAGAUACGCCUUGAUGGAAAAGCUGAACCACAAAAUGGAGUGGAGGCCUCAAUAUCUUGUGAAGUAUGUGAAGUCACAGGGGAAAUGAAGGAACCACUGAAACAAUGUAUAGCUUGGCUUCAAGCUUAUUUCACUGAGCCCCAGUUAAUGCUGAAACUUCCAAUGCCUCCUUUUCACCAUCAUCUCCUAGAACAAGCUUCAUUCACCAGAGACGUGUUGUGGACUCUGCUGAGAGAUGUGAAAUUUGGAGAGGCAGUUUCUUACAAGCAAUUAGCGACCCUGGCAGGCCACAGCAAAGCAGCCAGAGCGGUGGGUGGAGCGAUGAGAAGAAAUCCUGUCCCUAUUAUGAUACCAUGCCACCGAGUGAUUUGCAGCAGUGGACAGCCUGGCAACUACACGGGAGGAAGUCAUCUGAAAGAGUGGCUUUUGUCACAUGAGAAGCUUCAGAAGGAAAAGUUAACAUAUUGAUGCAGUUCAGGUACAGCUGUUACAGAGUGAAACCAGCACAUCACCAAAGAUACUUCGCUUAUAACAAGCUUUCCAAACACACAGUAGAAUUCAGGGAAACGGUAAAUAUUUGAGUGACAUAUAAAUAUAAUACAACAUCCGAAGCGAAAUGUGUGGUGGCACUACUAUAUUAAAAAAGCUGAAUGUGUCCUAGGGGAUACAGCUUGUAUGCCCUUUCUUGUUUUUACAUUUUGCAGCAGAAUGAGUACAGCGGACUGAGCCUGUUGUGCAUGUAUUUUGUUCCCAUCUCUGGUGCUGUUUUGUUCUAUUUUUAAUGUCCAUUAAAGCAAGGAUAAGGGAGAGGGAGGGACAUGGCAAAUGUUCGAUGGAACUGCCCCUCUAAGGAAGCAUCUGGCUUGCAGAGGGGACAACCGGGAAUCUACUGCCUUUGCGUGCAUUCGGAGAACAAAAUUAAAGGCAGGAGCUUACACACAAACACACGCAAAGGCACACACAGACACCUCCCUCUCCCACUGUUCCUGCCUGGAUUUGUAUUUGUCCAGAUUGAAAAGCUUGUACCUCUGCCAGGCACGCUGCCCAAGAUUCCCCUGUUUUCUUUGAUGUUUGAACUGUUGAAAUGAUGUUUUACGUAAACAGUUAUUAAUGAAACACACCCGAAGAGCCAUUCAAAAGGAAACGGCUAUUGAAUUGCCUAUUCACAGGAGGUUUUUUUUUUCUUUUUAGAUGCUUUAGGAGAUGCGAAUAAAAAUACUUAGUCUUCCUUAGCAAGGUUUGAUGUAGGCAGAAAAAUAAAUUUUGAUGAGAAGUUUAACUGCAUGGUUUUAAUACAAUUAUGCAACCUAGUUAAAGAUAACAGAUACCUUUGGCUGCCAUUUAGAAGUAUAUUUCUGUCUCAUUGUAGUCCUUAUAUCUUUUGCUUAGCAUUUGCUUGAUUCCCUUUCCUAUGUGGAAAUGUGUCAUACAAUAUGAGAAGAAUCAAAAGCUACACAUUACAGUAAACAUAUAAAGCUAACCAGAAAAAAAAUACAUUCAGCCAAAGGAUAUUGAAGCUAAAAUUUCUAGUUAUUUAAAAAGAACUCUGUGAGAGUAAAAUAUUACAAACCACAAGAAACUGAAAUUUUCACUACUGUAUGGGAUUCAUAAAUCAUAAUAUGAAAAUACCAAUUUUUAUGUUUUUAUUACAUUCUUGAGGGAAAGCGUGCUGCUAACAAAAAUUAUUGUGUGGUGUUAUUACAUUAAUGUAGUGUUAUUCAGAUGUUAGAAUUAUUUUACUAAAACCCAUUAUGCAUGUACACAUUGUCUGUAUGUAUAAAUAAAAUACUGUAUAUAAUAUCCUGAGAAAAUAAACUAUACCCUAUUGUACAAUAUAAGGCUGUAUUUUAUCAAGAGUUUCUGGUGGCAAUAUAAACCAUGAAAGCAAGACUCAAGUGGUUUGUGUGUGUAUCACCAAAAGCCCAAGAUAAAAAUAUAACCUUAUAAUAUGUACAUAGAGAGUGUAUUCUUUCUUGGGGGUGGAGUGGGAGAGUCAUAAUGUGUGAAUAUGUGCCAAAGAGAAUCACAGAUGCCGACUUCUAUAAGCUUUCUUUUUUCUUUUUUAAGGGCAGUGAUGUGGAGGAGCAAAUUUUUCAAUUGCAAUAUUUCUUUCCUCUUCUCAAAAAUGAGUAGGUCGUGCUUCUUUUAAAAGGGUUGUGGUUUUGUUUUGUUUUUUGCUCCUAUGUAUCCUGUGUUUUCCUUAAACAGUAUGGUAAGAAACCAGAAAAUAUAAAUAUUGCUGUUUGGGGAAGAACAAACCCAAACUGCAGAUGAUUUGAAACCAGGUUUAUCAGCCAUGUUACAGUCCAGACCCUUGUUUUAUCUGUCAGGCAAAAAACCUUGCCCUGAAUUUCUCUGUGGUUUGCCUUGUCUUUGAGGUAUCUCAAGAGAGUUCUAUAAAUGGGAAUCCUGUGGAAUAUUUAGAACCUCUCUUGGUUGAAAUGCCUUCUGUGUCAGGAUUUGAAGAACUCAAUCUAAUGUGACCUCUUUUUCCUUCUUCUGAUACUAAAAGACCUAGCCAAGUUCAUUCCUUUCCACUGAAUUCAUUUGGACAUAAUCAGUACCUCAUCCAGUUACAAAAAUUUGAGUGCAUCAUCUUGGCUCUGUGUCUUGUACACAUUGCCCUAUUUAUAGAAUGAGUCGUUCUGUGAAAAAAUGCCCGGUAGAAGAAAAACAAUCAGAAAAACUUAAAAGAAAUAACUCAGAAAACUCACAUUUAGUUAAGCGAUCACUAAAAAGUAUUAGUGAGGGUUAGAGGUGAAGCAUUUAAAAAAAUGAUAAAAAUUCAUUUGCAUGAAGAUAAAGAUUUUGUUGGCUGACUAACAUAUUUUCACGAGCUGGUAUCUCAAUAUUUGUUUUGCUAUUGUAGGCCAAGCCGUUUAUCCUUUUGUCAGCAUGUGUUCCAACAGAGGGCACUGUAGCACACAAGAAUUUAGAUUCAUGUCUUCUACAAUGUGUUUAGGAGAAACUCAUUCACUACUUUUUUUCCCUGCUGUUUAAGAAUGAAUUUGAAAAUGAACAGCCAAGUUGAAAUCUCCUAGCUGCCUUAUUUGCAGUGCUUCAGACCGUCUGCCUCAGGAAUUAGCUGUCUGGUAGUAUUACAAGCCUACUAUCUUCAUCUCACAUAUGUACUGUGAAAAAGACUACCGUUCCUGAGUAAGAUGAAGAGGAGCUUUUCUUUGCUGUGAUUUCAGAGAUUGCUAAUGAUGGCCAGGCUAUAACUUGGCAUGGCCACUAAUGAAGGGGGUAGUGAGAGCAGAACCUCUAGGGAUUUUUCAUAGAAAGGGAAAAAUCCACUUGCUGUUCAUGUGUGCUUUUAGCAUUCUUUCCAUGUGCUGGAAGUGCUUGUGCCUCUCUAUGAUGUCUUAAUAAGUGUGCAAUAUCUUUAAUCUGGCAUGACUUAGCGCUCGCCGUACUGAAACACUUAGCCCAACAUAAUUGAGGAGCAGCUUGCAAAAAAAAAAAAAAGUAUUUUAGACACUUUCGUAAUCUUUAGAAUGAGCUAAAUGCAUACACAAUUGUAUUGUGGUAUAUCAUACUAGACUAUAUAUUAGGUUACAUCAUAUUAAUAGUCUGCAUUAUAUUGUAUUAUUAUUAUAUUAUAUUAUAUUAUUUAUAUUAUAUUAUAUUAAUUCAGAAGUGGAAUAGACAACAUGCAAAGCUAUUAUUUGACCCAGUCGUGCCUCUCUGCUUUGCAGGUUUAAAAGCCAUUUUCUGUCCUCUACCUCUGAGGGUUUCUCUGUCCUGUCGUAAGUCUUGAUAUGUAUUCUGAGGUUUCCACCAUAGAAAACAGCAACAGCAGCUUGGUUCAAAUAGGCAUUGUGUGUGAUGUGACUCCAACCACAAAAUCCAAGAAAGAAACAAGCAAAACAGGAAAAUGCAAUUUGCUUACAAAUCACCUUCAGCCCAAUCAACUUAGAAGGCCAGCAUUGCAACAUUUGUGAAAACACAAUUCAAAGUUUCUUUUUUUUAAAAAAAAAAAAGGUCCAAAACAUUAAAAAGAGAAAAAAAACACCUCUGGGAAUGAGAAAGAAAGCUAUGGUUUUCCCUCCCUCUCCCUGGAAAAGGGUUCCCCUGCCCUAUCAAGUUUCCUCCCAUUCAGUCAAGCUUUGAACUGCUGACACUGAGACAGUGCAGCCAGGCACGACAGCUGGCUCGGCAGCAUCUAAUACCAACACAUGCUGGUUUAGUCCAUUUCCAGAGACUAAGAUAAUGAAAGAUUCAGAAAUAAUAUUUGUUUUGGUAGAACUACAUUUAUAAUGAAAUAGAUGCCCUUGACCAUGGAACAAACUGAAUUUUGCAAUGGGUCAUUUCCUCCCUCCCACUAUUCAGCUUGUAUAUAAUGUGGAUAAAAUCCAAUGCAAGGAAAAAAACAUAUAUAUUUUUGUAGAAUCCAGUCUAUCUCUGUCAAAUUUGCAACAUGUUGUAAAGGCACAAGUUUUACAAAAUGAUCCACUGGUAAGGCUUUUUUUAUAUCUACCCUACCAUACAAGGUUAUGUGUUUGGGGGGAGGGAGUUGAUAAUAGCAGUAAUUUACAGUAGCAACCUAAAAUAAAUUGGCAGUUCAGAGUUCGCAAAAUCCUCAAAAAUAGCAAUGAUU
Messenger RNA from Ahaetulla prasina, 4876 nucleotides. RefSeq names its product O-6-methylguanine-DNA methyltransferase (gene MGMT). The transcript is spliced from 6 exons. NCBI's taxonomy places the organism in Eukaryota, Metazoa, Chordata, Lepidosauria, Squamata, Colubridae. Gene Ontology annotation, molecular function: methylated-DNA-[protein]-cysteine S-methyltransferase activity. The record is from RefSeq and is a predicted model, not a curated record. Gene Ontology annotation, biological process: DNA repair. The coding region runs from base 151 to 744 and encodes 197 amino acids. Gene Ontology annotation, cellular component: nucleus.